Molecule: messenger RNA, 210 nt
Organism: Ostreococcus lucimarinus CCE9901
Lineage: Eukaryota; Viridiplantae; Chlorophyta; Mamiellophyceae; Mamiellales; Bathycoccaceae
Exons: 1
Source: RefSeq, a predicted model, not a curated record
CGAAUGGGGAUCGUAAAGCUCGCAACCGACGGUAGCGUCUGGGUGCACUCGCCGAUCGAGUUGGACGAGCGCACGAGAGCGGUCGUCGACGCUCUGGGCGUCGUUCGACACGUGGUGUCGCCGAACUACGAGCACCUUAAAUACGCACAACAGUGGAAAGAUGCGUACCCGGGCGCGACGUUAUACGCCUGUCCCGGAUUGAAGAGUAAA